Molecule: messenger RNA, 1218 nt
Organism: Apis laboriosa (Himalayan honeybee)
Lineage: Eukaryota; Metazoa; Arthropoda; Insecta; Hymenoptera; Apidae
Product: glycine-rich cell wall structural protein-like
Exons: 4
Coding region: 1-1218 (405 amino acids)
Source: RefSeq, a predicted model, not a curated record
AUGAAGCUGAGAAUCUUUAUGAGCUACUUGAUCCUCGCGGCAAUAUUAACCGUCACGCUUGCUACGUUUGGUAAGGAGCACGUGCAUAUUAGGAUCCACGUGCCAGAGAUAAUUCAACACGAGGAAAAGAAGGUGAUAAAAUACAAAGAUCAUGGUGGACACGAUCAUGGAGGUGGAGGAGGUGGGGGAGGAGGUGGUGAUACAAUAAUAAUUACAUCACCUGGAGGUGAUGGUCAUGGAGGAGGAUUUGGAGGAGGACAUGGAGGCGGAUUUGGUGGAGGACACGGAGGCGGAUUUGGAGGAGGACACGGAGGCGGAUUUGGUGGAGGACAUGGAGGAGGAGGUGGCCAUGGAGGAGGUGGUUUUGGCGGACAUGCCAGUUUUGGAGGUGGUGGCCAUGGAGGUGGAUAUGGAGGUGGUGGAUAUGGAGGCGGCGGUGGUGGAUAUGGAGGCGGCGGUGGUGGAUCAAUUAUCGAACAUCAUGGCGGCGGAGGAGGAUUCGGUGGAGGCGGUGGCGGAGCAAUUAUCGAACACCAUGGUGGUGGAGGAGGAUUUGGAGGAGGUGGUGGCGGAGCCAUAAUUGAACAUCAUGACAGUGGAUUUGGAGGUGGAGGCGGUGGAUACGGAGGUGGAGGCGGAUAUGGAGGCGGCGGUGGUGGUGGAGGAGGAAUCAUCGAACAUCAUGGUGGCGGAGGAUUUGGAGGCGGAGGCGGUGGAUACGGAGGUGGAGGCGGAGGAUUCGAUGAUCAUCACGGCGGCGGAGGAUUUGGAGGCGGAGGUGGAUAUGGAGGCGGUGGAGGAAUCAUAGAACACCAUGGUGGCGGAGGAUUUGGAGGCGGAGGCGGUGGAUACGGAGGUGGAGGCGGUGGAUAUGGAGGUGGAGGCGGAGGAUUCGAUGACCACCACGGUGGUGGAGGAUUUGGUGGUGGUGGUGGUGGUGGUGGUUUUGAUGAUCAUCACGGUGGAGGAGGAUUUGGAGGCGGAGGCGGAGGCGGAUAUGGAAGUGGUGGAGGUGGAUUCGAUGCACACCACGGUGGAGGAGGAUUUGGAGGUGGAGGCGGAGGCGGAUAUGGAGGUGGCGGUGGUGGAUUCGAUGAUCACCAUGGUGGCGGAGGGUUUGGAGGAGGCGGUGGAUUCGGUGGUGGCUAUGGUGGUGGCGGUGGUGUCGAACACCAUGCUAUUAGCAACAGUAUAUCGUCAGGAUUCGGCAGCAGGUAA